Messenger RNA from Trichomonas vaginalis G3, 384 nucleotides. RefSeq lists its product as uncharacterized. Lineage: Eukaryota; Parabasalia; Trichomonadida; Trichomonadidae. The transcript has a single exon. Bases 1 to 384 code for a protein of 127 amino acids. The record is from RefSeq and is a predicted model, not a curated record.
AUGUCUGAAGAAGAUAAUAUAAAGGAGCUGGAACCAAUUCCAAUAGGAAAUGAAGAUGACAUGGAUGAAACAAAGAAAUCAUUAGCGCAAAAAACGAGCAUAGGAAAGCCAAUUAAAAAAACUUCGGAUGAUAUCUGGAAUUCAUUAUUUGGAUUAGUUGUAUCUGUUGUUGGAGGCUCAUAUAUUGGUUUAAGUUCUCGUUCAAUGCGAGAAUCUUGGAUUUAUUGUUUUAUUUUAAUAUUCUUAUCCGUUGUUUGCUUUGUUACAACAAUUACAGCACGAAAAUUCAGUGUAAGGAAGGCCGUAUCUCCAUUUAUGAUAUAUUUUGUAAUUGGCGGCUUAACUUCUCCAAUUGCAUCUUAUCUUGGUAGCCAAUUAGUUUAA